Molecule: messenger RNA, 861 nt
Organism: Ilex paraguariensis (yerba mate)
Lineage: Eukaryota; Viridiplantae; Streptophyta; Magnoliopsida; Aquifoliales; Aquifoliaceae
Source: the annotation of a GenBank genome assembly
AUGGCUGGAGGAAUAGCCAGAGCAACAAAGAAGAGGAAGGCAAUGAAUGGCAUGAAUAAGAAAGUUAUUACUACCCAGAAGAAGAAGGAUGGUGAAACAUGUAAGAGUUCAAAAGGUCACACUGGUUUCCUAAACGAAGAUGCAAAAAAAUUGUUUGAAACCUGUUUUUGUCAUCCCCCAUUGUUAGUGCAACGAGUUGUUGCACUGGGUGAGGGUAAAGAAAUAGAAGUUUCUCCUGAUUUUAUUUCAAAAAUGUUGAAAGUUCUUAGGCUUCUCAUCACUGAGAAUACAACUGUAUUUCCUUAUAAAAGUAAGGACGAAGUCCCCAGCAUGGAAAUGGUUAUUGAGACAAUUUGUGAUGUUGCUAUCGAUUGGGUGGAUGCGAACAUAAAAAUAUAUCAGAAAGACCUUUGUUUGCCUUACAGGAUGUUAAACAUAAUAUUUGCUUGUAAAAUUAAUCUCAAAAGACAUACAACUGAACUUGGAUAUAAUAGAGCUCAACUUCUAUAUGCGAUUGGUAAAGGGGCAUGCAUUGACCUUCUCCAUUACAUAUUCCAGCUGAUUCUUAAUGCAUAUGAGUUGCAGGAUAGCAAACAAAGUCUUCCCUUUCCUAUUUUGAUUACAAAUAUUGUAAAGCCUUAUGGGGUUGUGAUUGAACCUAGUGAAUCGUAUAAUGAUGCCAUGGGUAUGAUAAAUGAGGGUACUAUGAUAAAAAGUGUCAUUCAUGUUGGGCCUAGAAAUCAUGGCAAGAUUGCCUCACAGUUGUCUUAUUCCCAAACUGAGGUCAUUAUUGUGAGAAAGGGCGAGGGUUCAAGUGUCAGUCCCGUCAACAUGAAUAAUAUUGGAGAAAAGUUGGAGUAA